Peromyscus maniculatus bairdii (prairie deer mouse) is the source of this 6222-nucleotide messenger RNA. RefSeq names its product G protein subunit alpha L (gene Gnal). The record is from RefSeq and is a predicted model, not a curated record. Gene Ontology annotation, biological process: sensory perception of chemical stimulus; adenylate cyclase-activating dopamine receptor signaling pathway. NCBI's taxonomy places the organism in Eukaryota, Metazoa, Chordata, Mammalia, Rodentia, Cricetidae. Gene Ontology annotation, molecular function: G-protein beta/gamma-subunit complex binding; GTP binding; G protein-coupled receptor binding. Gene Ontology annotation, cellular component: cytoplasm; heterotrimeric G-protein complex.
CCUGCUUUCUUAUAGAACCCAGGACCACCAGCCCAUGAAUGGGGGCACUACCCACCACGGGCUGAGCCCUCCCCUGUUGAUUUCCAAUUGAGAAAAUGCCUUACAGCUGGAUCUCAAAGAGGGAUUUCCUCAGCUGAGGCUCCUUCCUCUCUGAUGAUUCUAGCUUCUGUCAAGUUGACACACAACCAGUAGAGGAGUUUUGCUCGGUCAUAAAAAAAAGUUCCACCCAAACCCAACAUUUUAACAAUGCUCCACCCUGCCCCAGCACUAUGGGUCGCUCGCUCUCUGUCCCAGCUCCAGCUAGUGGUAACCUAAUCGCCCCUGCAACAGGGCAAAGAGUUCUGUCUGGUACUUAAGGUAAGCAGCCAGGGCAGCAAUACUUGCCAUAGGAGGCGGUAUUUACGGUAACGGGAGCAGACUGCGCGGCUGCAUUUACGGUAACGGGGCCGGGCUGGCCAAGGCCGGGCAGCUGGGUCAGCUCCGCCAGCUCGCUGCGCUCUCAGGUGAGAGCACCCGCCCAGGACGUGCAGACGGUGCACAAUGUCCCCUCGGGGCAGUGAGGGGCCGUGGCCCUCGGGUUGGACCCACCGCAGCCACGCCCCGCAGCCGGCACCCCGGGGUCCGAGUGCAGCGCAGCCUCGCGCGUCCGCUGGAGCCACGGUCUGACCCGGGGGGGGACCUGCCCGCGCCCCGCGCCCCGCACCCGGUGCCCUGAGCCCCAAUGGGCCUGUGCUAUAGCCUGCGACCGCUGCUCUUCGGGAGCUCGGGGGAUGCACCCUGCACCGCGGACGAUCCGCGCGCGGAGGACGCGCAGUCCAGCGCCGCCCCAUCCCCAGCCUCGGCCCCGGUGCCAGCCCCGGCUCCAGCGGAGACCCUGCUCCGGCGAGGCGGCGGCCGGAACCCGGCGAGCGCUCGGCCGGUAGCAGAACUGCAGAGCCGGCGGCGACAGGAGCAGCUGCGCGCCGAGGAGCGGGAGGCGGCAAAGGAAGCGAGGAAAGUGAGCCGAGGCAUCGACCGCAUGCUGCGCGAGCAGAAGCGCGACCUGCAGCAGACGCACCGGCUCCUGCUGCUGGGGGCUGGUGAGUCAGGGAAAAGCACCAUCGUCAAACAGAUGAGGAUUCUGCACGUCAACGGCUUCAACCCUGAGGAAAAGAAGCAGAAAAUUCUGGACAUCAGGAAAAAUGUCAAAGAUGCUAUCGUGACAAUCGUUUCAGCAAUGAGUACUAUAAUACCUCCAGUUCCACUGGCCAACCCUGAAAACCAGUUUCGGUCUGAUUAUAUCAAGAGCAUAGCCCCUAUCACCGACUUUGAAUAUUCCCAGGAGUUCUUUGAUCACGUGAAGAAGCUGUGGGACGAUGAGGGGGUGAAGGCCUGCUUUGAGAGAUCCAACGAGUACCAGCUGAUUGACUGUGCACAAUACUUCCUGGAAAGGAUUGACAGCGUCAGUCUGGUUGACUACACACCCACAGACCAGGACCUCCUCAGAUGCAGAGUGCUGACUUCAGGAAUUUUCGAGACACGAUUCCAAGUUGACAAAGUGAACUUUCACAUGUUUGAUGUUGGUGGCCAGAGGGAUGAGAGAAGAAAAUGGAUCCAGUGCUUUAAUGACGUCACUGCCAUCAUUUAUGUGGCAGCCUGCAGUAGCUACAACAUGGUGAUCCGAGAAGACAACAACACCAACAGACUGAGGGAAUCGCUGGACCUGUUCGAAAGCAUCUGGAAUAACAGGUGGUUGCGGACCAUUUCUAUCAUCUUGUUCUUGAACAAGCAAGAUAUGCUGGCAGAAAAGGUCUUGGCAGGGAAAUCAAAAAUUGAAGACUAUUUCCCAGAGUAUGCCAAUUACACUGUCCCGGAAGAUGCAACACCAGAUGCGGGAGAAGAUCCCAAAGUCACCAGAGCCAAGUUCUUUAUCCGAGAUCUGUUUCUGAGGAUCAGCACUGCCACGGGCGACGGCAAACAUUACUGCUACCCCCACUUCACCUGUGCCGUGGACACAGAGAACAUCCGCAGGGUGUUCAACGACUGUCGGGACAUCAUCCAGAGGAUGCACCUCAAGCAGUAUGAACUCUUGUGAGGGUUGCCCACCCUUCCCCGUCACCGCCGACUCUCCUCCCUCUUGGUCACCCCCAGAGGCGGUGUAUCUCUCCCUAGCCUGCCUGUCUGUCUACCCCGAGCCAUGGUAGGGCGUAGUGUUUAGUGUCACCGGGCUGCCCUCUCCUGUCCUGUCCUAGGUUAUGCCUACAUGUGACCAACAAGCCUUUGGCUACCUCUGACCCCCCCAGGUUUGGUCUCUGUAGCUUCUGUUUUUCACUGGACUAAAAACUGGCCUCCCGCCACCAAUGUGUAUCACUGCAAAGCUACCAACUCUCAUGCAGGAGAUAUAGAUACUGCAGUGAAGUGUCUCUGAGUGGGAACCUAUUUAUUCUUUGGUAGCCGAUUGGGCCUAAAGGCAGCGUGGUGAAUGGGGGAAAUGCAUCAUUUUCAAGUUCUCAAGCAUGAUCGCAAAAACUGUCCAUACAGUGCGCCAUGCACUGCGGCUCUUCCUGGUUUUUCCCUUUAUGAAAGGUCAGGCUGGCAGGUAGCUGCCCCUUCUGACCUGCGUUAGCCCAAGGCAUAGAGUAGACCCACGCCAGCAACAGAGCAAGAGGAACUCUUUUCAGCCACUGCUGCCGUGAGCCUCGGGCAUUUGGGGUAGUGUUUCUCGGAGCCUUUCACAUUUAGGCAGAAACCCUGCCAAUUGUAGUAGUGACUGCAAAUCGUAUCCUGUCUAUAAACAAAGGUAUCCUCUACACCUUCCUGAUAGCGGGGCAGAGUCUUUCCUAUCUUCCUUUUGUCGUUGCUCUCCUAGACUGUACAGACCACAAAAUGUAACACUCUUUUGUAUGACGACUCACGAAACCUCCGUGUAGAGUUCUGUGCCUUGGUGAUGGCCACACCUGGAAGGAACUAUGUCCCAGCUGCGCCAAGCAGCUUGCGGGCCACACAGCCUGCUGCGUGCUUUACAGCGGGGGGGACGGGGGGAUCCUGUUCGUCCUAGGCUAUUUUUAUCAGGUCGGUGUUUAUCGUUGACUUCAGAAUCAUCCACUUUACCAGCAAUGCCAUCCCAGCGCCGGAACUGUCGCAGCCACCUGCUUCUACUGCUCUGAACCUCAGCUGCUGCUAACACUGGGAUGACCCGAUUCCAAGGCAUAAGUUACAAUCUGCUCUUUGAGGGUACCAAGGGUUUUCUUCCCCCUGCUGCCCGCCCCCACCCUCUCCAAGAUGAAAUGUUUCUGAUGACUCCUUCAGGUUCCCUAGGUAGGAGCAGGCCUACCAUCCCUUAGUUAAGUUCUACACACAGUCCCAUCGUACCAGAAACAGGUGGUGAGGGGAAAGCAAGGAGGUAUCAAUGUUAGAGCAGUGAGGACAAUAAGGACGGCAUCUUCCGAAGAUGAAAUACUACAAAGCUACUUACUUAGUAUCUAUCUGCAUUGCUAGGGAUGGGCCCAGCACCUAGUGCAUGCUAGGCAAGCACUCUACUGCUAAUCCUUAUCUGCAGCCAUUACUCCAGCCCCACAAAAGCCUUUAUUUUAAAGACAAAAUAUAUGGCUGUUCCUCCCACAUGCAAGAUCUGCAGGUGCAGCCUCGAGUUACAGUAGGACACCUAGAAAAUAACGGUUGCUGCAUCAAUGCACUGUUCUACCCACGGCCGAGGCUUUAGGAAUAGUCAGUCCUCUUAGGCUUAGAGUUAUCUGUAAAGAUGUCCAAAGUUGAAUUUUCAUCAGUCCAAAUGCAGAGGAGUGACAGCCUGCAUCACGUGUUCAUCUCCUCAUUGUUUAGAGUUUAUUCCUGAAGUCGGCACUGUGUAACGCUUCAUAAAUGCAUCCUGGUUGAGAUGCUCUUCCACGGAAGGAUGGCAGCCUUAGUCAGUUCAGCACAUUUCCCGGCUCAUCGUCACUGCCUCCCCAUGCCAUUCUCCACCAUUGCACAAAACUUCUGAGCCCCCACGUGAAAUGAAAGUGACUUUCAGUUCCCCCUGCACUUUCAUAGCAAAGAAGAAAAACUUGCACGCGCACACACACACACAAGUGAAAUUUUCCACUACUCCCUGCAUUAUUACUCAACAGUUCCCUGUUACUAAAGGACUAUUUAAAAGUUUUGUAGGGGCUGAAUAUGUAGCUCUGAUAGAGUACAUGCUUAGCAUGCAUAAACCCUGACUCGAUCAAAAUAAAACAUAUAAAUAAAUAAAAUGGGAUCAUUGAAAAAGAUUGACUCCUUUAGGAAAAAAGAAUAUGCUUUAAUCUGACAAAAUUAUUUACACCAUUUAUUUUUAAAUUCAAGCAUCCAUGUCCUCCUCCAUUUUUUCAAGCUUUAGUCAUCAACAGGCACUGAAUUCAGAUGUGACAACAUGGUCUUCGAGAGAGAAAAUUAAACUAAAAAUCUGGUUCCAUUAGCACAGAAACACAAGAGCCUAUAACAAACAUGUUCCUGCACAUUGAAUCUGUACUUUUGAGCGUACAGCUUCACGAUCUAUAAGAAACUGAGACCCACUUCAUAGAGGGACAGGGAAAAUCCAACUUUUAGGUACACACAUAGCCUCAAGUGUGCGCCAGAGCUGCUGGGCCCUUCCCUGGGGAAGCAAGGGUUGGGUGUUGUGCAUGCAAGUGACCAGUGUCCAUAACAUUUAUAUACUGUACAGAUGCAACCUUUGAUUACACAUAUAUUUGAUAAAACAAAAGACAAAUUUGUUGUAGAGCACAUGUUCCAUUUUUAUAGCAUGAGAACAGUACAGUCAACUGUUUAUUCUGCAGUCACUGGCACUGACGAUUCGGAAUUCCCAUGAUGUGCGUAAGGACAACCAACAUUUGCUCUCCUCCGUGGCUCACAGGAGCCCCACCGGAAGUCCUAAGUCUCUGGCUUUGAUUUAUAUUACCACAUGCAACAGUCACCGGCUCUUCAUCUUCUCGUGUGCAUUCUGCACAGUUUCCAACCAAGCAGGAAAGAUGAAGGCAGGCGUUCAAAAUGCACUAAGAUGAGGAUCAUCAGGAAGCCACCCGCUGCGCCAUACGUGAUCAGCACCCUGUCCUCAAGUGGGAGGUAGCACUUGGAGAGAGCAAAGUCUCUGGAUGUCAGACUGCCCUGGGGAAGAAAUCGAGAAAGUUUAAGCUUCAGGGUGAGUCCCAGGCACAGCAGUCUCACUUAGAGGCUGUCUUCUAGGUUCUCUCUGGUGGGACCGGGAAGGAAGAGCCCUCUCCACCCAGGACUAAGGGGCUUCGAGCAUAACAAGUCACCACCGGCCACCCAGGUGCUGACGGAAGGAAGGCGCCAAAGCUCUGCUGGUUCGGGAAGAAGGUCUGAUAUGCUGGCCCCUCCAUUAAAAUGUAUCCCUCACACAGUAAGGCAGCCCUGGAGGGAGACCAAGAGGCAUCAGUCCCAGAGGAACAAGAGGACAAGAGUUUCCCUGCCACCUGAUAGCAGAGCAGUUACUGUCUGUCACCCAGAAGUGCCCCUGCAACUCCAUAGGCUUCCCAUUGUAAGCAGUUUGCAAUGCGGAAUCAAGGUAGCAAAUGUUUUCACUUACUUGAACUUGAAAACACAAGGGGCCCCCACCUUUUUAUAGAUAGAACCAUACAUAGAAGAGUAGCAUAAGACUGGGCGCAAGGACCCAUGGUUACAAAGGAGGCGUUUCACUGAGUCAACACCUUUCACCAACUUGGAAAUUCUGUAGUACCACGUGCCUGGCACACUUAGAAAAUGAGAGAUGAAGCCGGGCGGCGGUGGUGGCGCACGCCUUUAAUCCCAGCACCCGGGAGGCAGAGGCAGGCGGAUCUCUGUGAGUUCGAGGCCAGCCUGGUCUACAGAGUGAGAUCCAGGACAGGCACCAAAACUACACAGAGAAACCAAAAGAAAAAAGAAAGAAAAUGAGAGAUGACCAAGUCUGUUAAUGCAUUGACAACUCUUUCUUUGUAAACAAACUGGGACUUGCUGGACUCUGCCUCUGCUCUCGAGAUAAAAUUCUGGCAGCUGUUCCUCAGAGUCCCUCUGAAGCCGUGUUCUGCCUAUUUGUCCCCAGACAGGUGAUUACAGACGGGUGGUGUAUACAACUCCAAAGUGCAAAGUGGGCGAUUUAUUUCUGGCUUUUGUAUGUUUUUACAGAUUGCAGCCAUUAAAUAGUUGAUUACUGUGUUGAUUUCAAUACUCCAGGAAGCUUUCAGAUAAAAAUAAAGGUUUACGUUACCAUGA